Gopherus evgoodei (Goodes thornscrub tortoise) is the source of this 2815-nucleotide messenger RNA. RefSeq names its product ZFP36 ring finger protein like 1 (gene ZFP36L1). The coding region runs from base 227 to 1231 and encodes 334 amino acids. Gene Ontology annotation, molecular function: metal ion binding; mRNA binding. Lineage: Eukaryota; Metazoa; Chordata; Testudines; Testudinidae. The record is from RefSeq and is a predicted model, not a curated record. The transcript has 2 exons.
GCCGCGAGCUCCUCCCCGGGCCGGGCUGGGAGCUUGCAAACUUUAUAAAUUGAGUUUAGGCAAAGCGGUGGGGGAAAGCGAGCGGCCGGCCGGAGGCAGAGCGAGGCGUGGCGGCAGAGCAGAGGGGAAGGACUCGGAGCAGGGCGCUGGAGGCUGUGCCUUGCUUCCCACACUGCGAUCCCUUGCGCCGGGUUAGUGCUGCUCUGCCGCCCUGGGAUCGCCCACCAUGUCCACGGCGCUGGUGUCUCCGACCAUCUUCGACCUGAGCGAAGUUCUGUGCAAGAGUAACAAGAUGUUGAACUACAGCCCUUCAGGUGUUGGAGGGUGUCUGUUGGAUAGGAAGGCAGUGGGCACCCCAGCUGGCGGGGGUUUCCCUAGGAGGCACUCUGUCACCUUGCCCAACUCCAAGUUUCACCAGAACCAGCUCCUAAGCAGCCUCAAGGGGGAGCCGGCCCCUGUGCUGGGUCCCAGGGAAAGCCGUUUUCGGGACCGCUCCUUCUCUGAAGGUGGUGAGCGCCUGCUGCAGCAGAAGCAGCCCGGGGGACAAAUCAACUCGAGCCGCUACAAGACAGAGCUGUGCCGCCCCUUCGAGGAGAACGGUGCCUGCAAAUAUGGUGACAAGUGCCAGUUUGCCCACGGCAUCCAUGAGCUGCGGAGCCUAACCCGCCACCCCAAGUACAAGACCGAGCUGUGUCGCACUUUCCACACCAUCGGCUUCUGCCCUUAUGGGCCUCGUUGUCACUUCAUCCACAAUGCCGAGGAGCGCCGUGCUGUGGCUGGGGGCCGGGACCCCACCAUCGCCGACAGACCCCGCCUCCAGCACAGCUUCAGCUUUGCUGGCUUCCCCAGUGUCACUGCCAAUGGGCUGCUGGACAGCCCCACCUCAGUCACCCCACCACCCAUGCUGAGCGCUGAUGACCUUCUGGGCUCGCCCACCUUGCCAGAUUGUGCCAGCAACCCCUUCACCUUUUCCAGCCAGGAGCUGGCCACUCUCUUUGCCCCCAGCAUAGGGGUGCAGGUGUCCAGUGGGGGUUCACCCACUGCUUUCCUCUUCAGGCCCAUGUCUGAGUCCCCCAACAUGUUUGACUCACCCCCCAGUCCUCAGGACUCCCUCUCUGAUCAGGAAGGCUAUCUGAGCAGCUCCAGCAGCCACAGCGGCUCAGAUUCACCCAUCCUGGAUAACUCGAGACGUCUUCCCAUCUUCAGCAGACUCUCCAUCUCUGAUGACUAAACUGGGGUUUCCUCUUGCCCUCCUCCCACCUUUAUUACAAUGUUAAGCUGAAACUCCCUCCCCCCCCCAUGCCCCCAAUCUAAGGGUUAGAUGUUAACCUAAAGACUGUCCACUUGCCUGUAGCUGACUCACUGGCUUAGACCUUAAGUGCCAAAUUACAAUAAAAAGCAAUAACCGUUUACAAAAUUAGUGCCUUUGAACAUUUUCACUGUGACUGUAUUACCUCUCUGGCUGCAGAGGGCACCAGCAGCCUCCUUUAAAGCUCUGUGCACUUCCAGAUGUGCAGGGAAUAUCCAGAACCAACUGCUCCCUCCACUGGCCACAAUAAUACAUUGUUCCUUCUCCCCUCCCUUCCCAUUGGCCAGUUUCUGCUAGACUUAAUGGCACGUGGACAGCGGUUAACAUCCAACCCUUUUCCCCUUUAAAGACUAAUCUUGCCUGGGUCUGCUCAGGUCUGCAGGAAGAAAAAGCUGAGAAUGGACAAAGAUUGUAACAUGAAUGGGACUUGUGAUUGGGGGAAAAAGCCAGAUGGACUAUGAAAGACUUGAUUUUGGUGCUAAAAGUUCCCCAUGUAUACAUGUGACAUCUUUACAAACAAUAAAUACAACUAGAGGGGGUGGGCAAAUGGAAUUCAUUCCACACACGCAAGUUCCGUGUAUUCCAAGUUCCAGUAGACAUAGCUUUAAUGGUUUUGCUCUAGAGUACGUUAGAUCUAUCUUAGAGCACUCACGCCAAGCUUUUUAUUAUUUUUUUUUUCUGGGUUUUUAAUUUUGUAUAACUUUUCAGAAAUUGGAGAGCAAAUUUUGCUUGUCACUGCACAACAAUAUAAAAAAAGCUUAUUUAACUUAUCAAAACGUAUUUAUUGCCGAAACCUAUGCUUUUUGUUAAUUUUGUUCAUAUUUAUCGGGAUGAUGAAUCCAUAGAAUAUAUUCUUUUAUGUUUAAAUUAUGAUCUUCCAUAUUAAUCUUAAGAUUGUGAAGUGUCUUUUUUCCUUUUUUCCCCCCACAGUUUAAUAUAUUAUACUACAAUGACAUUUUUGUAACUUUACACUUUUUUGGUUAUUUUAUUUUAAAAAAUGAAAAAUUAAUUUAAAAAAAAUGCAAAAACUGUGUUUGGAUUAUUUAUUUUAGAAUUUCCUCCCUUUUUUGUGUUGGACUGCAAAUUGAGUUAAUGUGCUCCUUUGCCUUUUCUCUUCCUCCUCCUCUUCCUUCCCCUCCCCCCUAGGUCAUACAACACCUGGGCUUUAGAAUGUAUGUGUAUAAGCUUUGUUGUGAGACAGUAUAGAAGGAAGACAUUUUACUUCCUUUUUUUUUUUCGAUAGCUUCUUAAAGGAGACAAAAGCCUUUGGCUUAAAGUGCCUAUUUGAAGACAUUCCAAAUGCAGUUUGUCUUUGCCUUUCUGUAUUCUGAGUUUGGAGUUUUCCUUGUUGAGGUGAAUGGGACUGGCACAAAGAAAAUAAUGAAUGUAAUUUUUUUCCCCUGUUACUGUUCACUACAUUGCUUUUUUUUCUCUGUGAGUUUAUUUAAAAGAAUCUCUUUUGUAACGACUGUUUGCAGUUUAAAUCAAUAAACCCCAAGUUUUUUC